Brassica rapa (field mustard) is the source of this 802-nucleotide messenger RNA. RefSeq names its product recQ-mediated genome instability protein 2. Gene Ontology annotation, cellular component: cytosol; nuclear speck. Gene Ontology annotation, biological process: negative regulation of double-strand break repair via homologous recombination; regulation of sister chromatid segregation; DNA repair. Lineage: Eukaryota; Viridiplantae; Streptophyta; Magnoliopsida; Brassicales; Brassicaceae. The record is from RefSeq and is a predicted model, not a curated record.
UAACUAAAUCAUAUGAAUUUUUAAAUUCUCCUAAGUUUCAAUGUGAUAUUUAGCAUAUUUUUGGAUUUCUAUUUCAGAUAAUUUGACGAUUUUUAAUUUUUAAUUGCAAACACAAAAAAAUUGUAUGACUAAAAACACCAAAAACUAAUUAAAUUUGUAUGUUUUAUAACCAAAAAAUAAAUAAUUUAUUGUAAACGUGUUAAACAUUUACUAAUCAGCGUUAAAACACUAUUUCGGAUCGAGAGGAGGAGGGGCUCGCGGGGGAAAAUGGACUACAGCUUAGCGGCGGUGAAGAUGCUCAUCUCCCAGCUCCGGGACGCUAAACCGACGCCUUCUCAGAACGCCACCGCACUAGGCGGUGUACUUUUCCAACGCGCUUGGUUACAGGGCGUUUUGGUCUCCGAUCCGGUAAUCUCCGGAGGCCGUAUGGUCCUAGAUGACGGCACAGGUCUCGUCGAGCUCGGCCUCUCCAACGACUUUGCCCUCCGUCAGUGGAAAUCAGGGAUGUACCUGAUGGUUGUUGGUGUAUACCAUAUCCGCACGGGAGAGAUACCUCUGCUUAAGGUUCAUAAGAUGGUCGACCUGUCGGGAAGCCCAGAUCGUGAAGCCAUGUGGUAUUUAGAAGUCAUGGACGCAUACAGACUCUUCUAUGAGCCCUUGAUUCAAGAGUUUUCUUGAAUUUUUUUAGCUCUAACCUUUUUAUUCUCUAGAUUUUCUUCAGAGAACAAUCAGUUUUUUAACUAUCUUUUGUUACGAAAAUCAUUGAGUCAUGAUAUAUAUAUAUAUAUAGUUUUUGCUGUUU